CGCCGAGGAACCUGGAUUCCCGGCCGCCCUCCUCCUCCUCCUCCUCCUCCCUCUUUAUUUUCUUUUUUUUUUUUUUCCCUCCUCUCCCCUUUUCUUUUCCUCCCCCUCCCCUCCCCUCCCCUUCUCCCGACAGCAUAGCCGGGGCUCGGGCUCGUUCCCUCCCCCGUGCCCUCCCCUGGAGCCGCCGCCGCUGCCUCCGCCGCCGCACACGGAGACAUGUACCCGGGAGCCCCCUCCGCCGGACCCGUGCUCACACCUCCUCCCCCAUUGCCACCACCAAUACAGGGAUAUGCCUUUAAACCUCCUCCUCGACCAGAUUUUGGCACUUCUGGGAGAACAAUCAAACUGCAGGCCAACUUCUUUGAAAUGGACAUUCCUAAAAUAGAUAUCUACCAUUAUGAGUUGGAUAUAAAGCCAGAAAAAUGUCCUAGAAGAGUUAACAGAGAAAUUGUGGAGCAUAUGGUUCAGCACUUUAAAACCCAGAUUUUUGGGGAUCGCAAGCCAGUGUUUGAUGGAAGAAAAAACCUUUAUACAGCUAUGCCACUUCCCAUUGGGAGAGAUAAACAGGUGGAGCUGGAGGUCACACUGCCAGGAGAAGGAAAGGACAGAAUAUUUAAGGUGGCUAUAAAGUGGAUGUCCUGUGUGAGUUUGCAGGCUUUACAUGAUGCUCUCUCUGGCCGGCUGCCGAGUGUCCCAUUUGAGACCAUCCAGGCGCUGGAUGUAGUGAUGAGGCACUUGCCUUCCAUGAGGUAUACUCCUGUGGGGAGAUCUUUCUUUACAGCAUCAGAAGGGUGCUCGAAUCCUUUGGGUGGUGGCAGAGAAGUUUGGUUUGGCUUCCAUCAGUCAGUCAGACCUUCAUUAUGGAAAAUGAUGUUAAAUAUUGAUGUGUCUGCAACUGCAUUUUACAAAGCACAGCCAGUUAUUGAGUUUGUCUGUGAAGUUCUGGACUUCAAAAGUAUUGAAGAACAACAAAAACCUCUGACAGAUUCCCAAAGGGUAAAGUUUACCAAAGAAAUAAAAGGUCUGAAGGUGGAGAUAACACACUGUGGACAGAUGAAAAGGAAGUACAGAGUGUGCAAUGUCACCAGACGACCAGCAAGUCACCAAACAUUCCCACUUCAGCAGGAGAAUGGACAAACAGUUGAAUGCACUGUAGCUCAGUAUUUUAAGGACAGGCAUAAAUUAGUUUUACGCUACCCUCACCUUCCAUGUUUACAAGUUGGACAGGAGCAGAAGCACACAUACCUUCCUCUGGAGGUGUGCAACAUAGUGGCAGGACAAAGAUGCAUAAAGAAACUCACUGACAAUCAAACUUCCACUAUGAUUCGAGCCACUGCCAGAUCAGCGCCGGACCGGCAGGAAGAGAUCAGCAAAUUGAUGCGGAGUGCGAGUUUCAACACCGAUCCUUACGUCCGAGAAUUUGGGAUAAUGGUCAAGGAUGAAAUGACAGACGUGACUGGCAGAGUCCUACAGCCUCCCUCAAUCCUCUAUGGAGGCAGGAAUAAAGCAAUUGCUACACCAGUUCAAGGUGUCUGGGACAUGAGGAAUAAACAGUUUCACACUGGAAUUGAAAUAAAGGUUUGGGCAAUUGCCUGCUUUGCUCCCCAGCGCCAGUGCACUGAAGUUCAUCUUAAGUCCUUCACAGAACAGCUGCGGAAGAUUUCCAGGGAUGCUGGAAUGCCAAUCCAGGGGCAGCCCUGCUUCUGUAAAUACGCCCAGGGAGCCGACAGUGUGGAGCCCAUGUUCAGACACCUCAAGAACACUUACACUGGGCUGCAGCUUGUCGUGGUCAUUUUGCCAGGAAAAACACCAGUCUAUGCGGAGGUGAAGCGCGUUGGUGACACGGUGCUGGGGAUGGCCACUCAGUGUGUGCAGAUGAAAAACGUCCAAAGAACAACACCACAAACUCUGUCCAACCUUUGCUUAAAAAUAAAUGUCAAAUUAGGAGGUGUAAAUAACAUUCUAUUGCCACAGGGAAGACCCCCAGUAUUCCAACAGCCUGUCAUAUUCCUUGGUGCAGACGUAACUCACCCACCAGCUGGGGAUGGGAAAAAACCUUCCAUUGCUGCAGUUGUAGGAAGCAUGGAUGCUCAUCCCAACCGUUACUGUGCCACCGUCCGGGUGCAGCAGCACCGCCAGGAAAUCAUCCAGGAUUUGGCUGCCAUGGUCAGGGAAUUGCUUAUCCAGUUCUACAAAUCAACGAGAUUCAAACCAACUCGCAUCAUCUUCUACAGAGAUGGUGUUUCUGAGGGGCAGUUCCAACAGGUUCUCCACCACGAGCUGCUGGCUAUCAGGGAGGCUUGCAUUAAACUGGAGAAGGAUUAUCAGCCUGGCAUCACAUUUAUAGUUGUGCAGAAAAGGCACCACACCAGACUCUUCUGCACGGAUAAAAACGAACGGGUUGGAAAAAGUGGAAACAUUCCAGCUGGUACCACAGUAGACACAAAAAUCACCCACCCCUCAGAGUUUGACUUCUACCUGUGUAGUCAUGCUGGGAUCCAGGGAACAAGCCGACCUUCUCACUAUCACGUGCUCUGGGAUGACAAUCGCUUCUCCUCGGAUGAGCUGCAGAUCCUCACCUACCAGCUGUGCCAUACGUACGUACGCUGCACGCGCUCCGUCUCCAUCCCUGCACCAGCAUAUUAUGCACACCUGGUGGCCUUCAGAGCCAGGUACCAUCUGGUGGAUAAAGAGCAUGAUAGUGCUGAAGGAAGCCACACUUCUGGCCAGAGCAAUGGCAGAGAUCACCAAGCACUUGCUAAGGCAGUCCAGGUGCACCAGGACACGCUGCGCACAAUGUACUUUGCUUGAUGUGUUUUAAUGUUCAGCGGCUCCGGACAAGGCAGGAUUGGAUUCACACCAGAGCAGCUGCACUUAGACCAACAGAUGCCCCAGCCCAGGGACAGCCAGCUAUGAGUGAUGCAUCUUAAUUCCUUUCUUUCCCAUUGCAAGGAAGCCUUCCGUCCAGAAUUUCAGACUUGAUCACAAACUGCAUUCUUCUACCAAACCCUCCUAUUGUCGGAAAUGUGGUUUGCCAAAAAUCUCUGAGCUGCUUGCUAUAAAACAGACCCAGAUUUUAUAAUUAAAUCAAGAGCUGCAAUCUCAGGGCUUAGGGAAGAAAAACAAAAAACCAAACCAACAACCCAACCCACAAAACUCCUCAUUCAGUUUGCUGUUCAUUGAGUUGCUUUUGAUAAUUUGGAAAGAUCUAAUUCAUACUAACAUUUGAUGAGCUAAAACGCUGUGAAUCAGCUUUUAAUACAAAGGAAAGCAAAGCAUCUUUUGAGUAUUUAUGAAGCCUUGAUUAUUCUGGAUGCAUUUACAAAAUUUUUAUUUUCAAAAUAAGAGCGUGACAAAGUUCUGGUUUCUAAUUGUCUUAUAAAGAUUAUUCUCAGAUUAUUCUCUGCGUGUCUAAGGGCAUAUGUAUUUUCUGAAGCUUGUUCUUGAAUGUUUUUUAUUGUGCUGCAUUUUAAAAUGUUUUUCGUAGACUAAAGAUGAGUAUAAAAAAAAAAACAAACCUGUAACUAAGCUUUUAAUAGCUCCAGUUAGAUCGGCAAAAGAGAAUGUGCCAUUCAAAAAAUUUGUAAAGAUUUUUUUUAAAUCAUACUGACAGCUAACUUUAGGAUUUGUCAUACAGGACUGUGACACUUACUUUCCAAAGUCUCUAAAGAAUACGGGUCUGUGGUGAUAAAUACAGUACAAUCCUUUUUCACUGUUGUUUGAGUUAAUGUAAAUUUUAUAUAUGUUUCACAGUAUUAAUGUGAUAGACUAGAUGCUAUUAUUUAUUUUUAUUUACUAAGGAGUGCUCAUCAUACUUCUGUUAACAUAUCAAGAAUGCUUUGAACUUAGAAAGUAAAAUCCUUUUUGUGGGGACAUUACUCUUCAAAUGCAAAAAAAAAAUAUGCAAUCGAUGUGGUGAGAGGUCAGAGAUGCAGCCAGUGUCUGUUGUAGCUUGGGAUUUGCAGAAAGGCUUUUUCAACAUGCACACAACACAGCAGGUUUUACCUCUGCGGUUCAGACGCACACAAGACCGACAUCCUCCGUUCAUUCAAGCACAAAACAAUUGUAUUUUAUUUAUAUGUUGAGUAGUGGUGAAGCAGGAGCUCUGCUAGAGGAGAGUGGCUCGCUGGAAGUUAGGCAGAAGUCAGAGAAUCUAUGCAGUAAAGAUAAAAAUUAGGAAACUGAAGUUUACUUAGGGAGGGAGGUGAAACUCUCUUCAUUAUGCAUAAGAUCUGUAGGAGAUGUGAGAGUUUGGCCAUUCUCUUAGAAGAAGCAUUAAUUAAAACUGAUAAUUAUUAGAUGCUUCUGUUAGUUUGCACACUGGAUUCAUAAAAACCAUAACACACAUGUAAACCAUUGCACUAAUGACAAUGCCAUGAGCAGGUUUAGGAGAAAAUGGAAAAAGCCCAGGAAAGUUGUUUAUGCUGAGUUGAUCUUGUUUGUUUUUCCAUGGGAUAACUGAAAUGACAUGCUGAGAGGCAGGUUGGAAAACCUUCAUUCUCUUCCAUUGAUGGAUUUUGCUUUGUCUUUUCCCUUUUCUCUGAGCAGCUGCUCAGUCUCUGUUUGGACACUUUUACCUCUGGCCACUGGGAUGGGCGAGUAGCUUUAACCCAUGCAGAGCUCUGGGCCACAGAGCAGGUCAUCUGCGACUAGGUGGUGUUGGAUAAGCUAGAAAAUGCCCAACCUUUGCUGCAUAAAGAUUUUUAGGUACAUAAUUCCAGUUCAGAUCUUCACCUUGUAGCAGUGUGUUGGUUGUCAGUGUUUUGUAGGUGAAAUGUAGAACCUGUUAAUGGAAUAAUUGUAUUUGUUUCUCUUACUAUUUGUUACUAUUACUAUUGUAAUAGUAUCACUAUUCUAAUUGGUGAUUAGGCUGCUGGCUCAGAGUGUCUUCUUGGUCAUAGUUCUGUAAAUUCAGAUUUCUGUAAAUUUGAAGCAAAUCCUAGGUAGCAUUGUCUGUCUUGCUGUGUGCCAGCGAGGUUGUACCUACCUCCCCUCAAGUACCCCUGAGCUGCAGAUCCUCCCCUUGGUGGGUGUGUUGCACUUCUCUGUGUUUCCUUGAGAGCUUUCCUAUUUCAGUGAAGAUAUUAAUUUGGCAGAGUUUUAUAUAAGAAUUAUUUUUAUAUGGAUUCUUCUUAUCAAAUAGGAUAAAGAUCAUCCAUUUUAAGACAUCAUUUAACUUAUUUGCUGUCUGUUAUGCAGAGACCUCUUGGAUGUGAAAUUCAUCCCCCUCUUUCCACGGAUAUCUGGGACAAAGGAAUUGUACAGGUGGUCAGAUGGGGUGAGGAGAGCAGGAUCUGUCUUGACCUCAAAUCUCAUUUCUGAAGCAGCCUGGGACUGCACUGCAUCCUGUUUAAGAUGUUUCCUUUGUAAGAGAGUUUUAGGCAGCUCCUUAAUCUGAGAGUAGUUGUUGUUCGUGUAUCCUCUUGGAAUGAGCAGAUAUUCUGUGUAGCUUUCUUUCCCUAAGUAUGAAGAACUUGGGAUGUUUAUGUGCAUUUCAGGAUGUUUUUACCUUUUACAGAUCUUUCUAAGCCUCUAAUAACUGCUAAUCCUUUAUGCCUUGGUGUCUCCCUCCUUUUCCCUCCCACCAGUGGUGAAUUAGUGAAUUUAAAACGUUAAAAAAAAACCAAACCCACUGAUUAAGUACAUGCUUUGUAAAGUACAGCAUGCUGGCAGUCCAGCAGCUCUCCUUCUGGGAGUAUUUUUAAUAUAAACUAUGUAUUCAAGAAUGUCCAGAAAAACCCACCACAAACACCUAAGAUCCCAGUAUUAUUUUUUAUUCUGUACCUCCCACAUGUCUGGUGUAGAGCAGAAACUUCUCAGGUCAACACAAAGGUCAAGAAGUCUCAAUCUCCCACAGGUUGCUGCUGGAGAAGUGCCAGCUGAGGUCACAGCUCUGAGUCUCUGGGUCACUGUGUAGCUCAGGUCAGCAAUAACCAAAUUUGUGCCACCCUUGGGCACUUGGGGCAUUUUCCAGCCCAUGCAAAGGAGUCCCACUGCAGAACCCCCAAAACCAGCAUCAGCAAGUGUGAAAUGCUCCUCUUGGCAGGUGACAAAUACUGUCAGAAGACAUGAAAUACUGAAAAGUUAGGUUUUUUUCCUCUGAUGUGCAAAAUCUAAUGCAAUAAUGGGGUUUGCUUAAUGGUGGAAAUUUCUGCUCCAGUGGCUGAACAGAGUAACGAGUCCACUCCAUCUGUUCUAGCGCCCAGGAAACAACUGAGCUGAUCCUUAGGAGCAAUGUCCUGUUGGGAAAUGCUGGAAGUAGGUGGAUUUGUCUCUGCCUGUAUGUGGCAUUUAAGACAGCCCUAUGCAAUUUAACACUUGUGUGUGUGUGUGUGUGUGUGUGUGUUUGCACUGAUGUACAGUGUGAGAUCACUUGUUUUAUUAGAGCUCCUUAUUUUGGCUCGGUUUGCUUUAGAAUAUUUAACUUGGUGAAUUACAAUCAAUGAUCUUCCAUGUAGAAGCUUUGGCACAGGAAUUCCCUUGUUUCUUGAUCUGUCAGGUAACAAAUACCAUUGAUCUCUAUCCAGGCCCCCAGGCAGCGUUCCCUGAUAGUAAAAAAAAAAGAGGUUGUGAAGGUUUGGCUUUGAUUCUUCCUCUCUCAAUAACUCCUGCAGCCUUUGUCCAUUGUAACAGAGUCUUGUUCUUGUUGGAUCAUUUUUAUAAGACGAGGUAUUUCCACAAGGAUUUUCAAAUUAAAACUUUUGGAGAGUGGGUGUGAGGAGUUCAGGGGUUUUUCUGAAAAGAUUGAAUUUUCUAAGAUGCUUCUUAGUUUUUCUUUCUGACUUAAGUCAUUGGGGCCCAAAGGCUUUUGAUUAAAUAGCAGACUCAGUCAAAUAAGCAUCUCUGCUGGCAUAAAUAACCCAUAAGGGACCUUUUUUUUUAAAGACAUCUUUGACAUCUUUUACACACAUUAACUAAACGAAUGUAAGAAGAGUUCUCAGUAUUUUUCACACUUGAGACCAGUGUAAAACUCACUUGUUUUCCUGUUUUUUUAAUACUCUUCUCCUGCCAUAGCAUCUCUCUUUGUGUGGCUUUCCCCAUUCCUAAUGCAGGGCAGUCCUUUGUUUUUUACUUUUAUAUUCCAUUUGGUAACAUGCUUCUUGAUGCACACAUGCCAUCUUUCCUAAGGAAAACUUCAAGUAGAAGGUAAUUGCACUGAUUUUUUGGGUUUUUUUAAACUCUUUUUACUGUAUGAUUUUUUUUUUUUUUUGCGCAUCUGUUGUGGCUCUUUGAAAAUACUGUAAAUAGUGCUCUGUACAGCAAAUACUGAAAUGCUGGGGAUACCAUUCCUUGUUAUAUAUUCCAGAAUCCUGCCAUAUUUUCCAGUGUUGAUAUACGAGCUUUGGUGUCAAAUGCUGUUAGCCUUUGUUUGCAUUAUGGUGUUAAUCCAAAGCACAGUUGCUUUAUGACAGUGGAAAUAUUUAGGGUUUGUUGGAAUUUAUAAAACAUUUCUUCCUUCUCUCCCCUGUGCACAUUUCUGCCAGGCCACAGAGAUGCAUUUUUUCAGCUCUCACUGUGCUCGUUGUCUGUGCAAGGUUCAAAUGCCAAUUUUGGUAUCAGUUAGGUGACUGAUGGCAUUAAUGUAAUACCUGGAUCAUCAGCUGUACUCUCACAGGUUUUCCUUGGUUGCUCCAGCAUCUGAUUCUUGUGUCGUAGAAGCAGAACCAGUGGAUGUGGCAGAAUUAGUGGAAUUACAGGGAUUUGGGAUCCAGUUAGGAUGUCUUGCUGUCUGUCCCUGCAUGGUGUGGGAUUGGGGAGUGCAGUGGAUGUUUCAGUGCUCUGAGCUAAAGGAAUGGUGUCACCUCUGCCCAUGGAUCUCCCGUCCAUCAGCAGUUGCCUUUUGCUUCCAUAACCCUCGGGGACAGGACAGACCCCAACUCCAGCCCCAUUGUCUGAUGUUAGGAUGCAAACCAUCAAGUCCUGCCUUCUGUUUCUGAGGGUAAAUGACUGGAAAGAUGCAUUUUCUGAGAGGGUUUAAUCCAGAUUGUAUGGGAGAGGGGUGCUGUGUGUGCUUGGUGUGGCACAGAAUCUGUUUAAUCUCAUUUAGUGUUUCAGUUGCUUUGUCACUUCUUCGAAGUGUUAAUUUGAAUGUAAUUACUUGGCCAAAUCACUACAAAAGUGGGUUUGUGAGAAUCUUUAGUUACAAAGCAGGUGCAGUUCAAGGCUACCUCCUGUGUUCCUUCACAGAAGAAUUCAUUGACGUGAACCUCCCACUAAGCAGCCAAAAUGCUCCCAGAGGGACUGGAUUUGUCCUGGUCUGUUCCUUCCUGGGAAGUGGCAGUGCCAUACUGUGAUCCUGGGUGGCUGCUCAGCCUUCCCUCUGUCUUCCAGAGGUGCCCCUGUGUAUUGAGAGGGUACCAGACCUGGCAAGAGGCACGUCUGGCACAUCUGCUUCUGCUCAGGGUCAGUCCAUCGCAGCAGCUCCCUCUGUGACCUGUCCCUUCACUUGAGUUUCUAUACUGUUGUUUUCCAAAUGAAAAAUGUUUCUGUUCUUUACCUGUUGGCCAGAAAAUGUCAGGUUUUCUCUGAAAAUGACAUGAAGGUGCUUGAAAUAUAUUUUGAGUCUGAGGCAAAAAAUAAUUUAAAAAUUAUUUUUUAAAUGUGUUUUUUAGAUGAGUUGACAUGCGACUGUAAGAGUGAAAAUACUUUAUUCCUUGCUCGGAAAAUUAAAAACUUUAAAAUGCAGGAAAAAAAACCCAAACCAAACCAUCAAAAAAUAACCCCAAACCUGAAUAUGUUCAUCUUGGGACUGUUUAGUGUCAGUUCUGUGCAGAGCCUUGGCCAAAACUCAACCCCGACAUAAGUGCACGUGGACUGAGGGUGCUUUAAGUGACCUGAAAUGAAACUGUAGAAAACUGUGUUAAUACAUCAGAAUUUUGUUUACAAUUAUUCCAAAAAAGCUUCCUCAUCUCAGAACAAACCACUCUGCUGACAGAAAUACCUGUUGGAGCACCGUGUGCUGGUGUGGUUUUGUAGCAGUGUUAAAGUUGAUUUUUAUUUAGAGGUAACAGGUCUUUGUGCUAUGGAUUUUGGCCUGUCACAGUGAGUUUCCUGGGAUUCUGUGCUCCCUGCAAUUUCCUUCCCUUAAUCUCUGGCUGUAGACACUAAUGGAGCUCAUCCAUGGCAGGGGAUUGCUGCUAUCCUGACUUUUGGGAGCCCAGAUUUUGCAAGUGACUGAAUAAACCAUUAUAAAUCAGCUCAUUAAUAACGGAAUGGGGCAAAAUCCUGUCAGUUUGGUUCAGUUCUCAGUCGUGAUUUAACAAAGCCCCCCCAAAAGUGUGAAGUGCAGGGUAAAUGGCUGCUUUGGAGAUGUUUCACUAUAUUCUGCACUGCAGAUCGAGGACACUAUUGCUGGCAGGGCUUGCACUGUGCAGAGAUGCUGAACAGCUCCUCUGUCUCUGAUGGGAGCAGAGUUUUGUAUACAGACAAGGCAGACCUGGGAUCAUCAGGAAGUUUAAGGAGCCCUGUGCUUGGUGCUGCUCAUGCCAUAGAGAAAAGAAAGACUGAGUACCCCAGCCCUUGGGGAAACGAGAUGAGGAAGUGAGGGGAGACAUUUCCUUGCAAAAUUGCCAAUUCAAGCACUUGUUCAGGUGACAGUUUAAUUCUUAGUUUUCCUUCUGGCUUCCCUGCAAGUGCCCCUCAGAAAUCCCCCCUGCUGCACCCAUCUGCUGGCCCCAUCCCAGAGGGGGAAGGUUGGUAGGGAGCUCCCCAAGUUGGUUUGUGGUGUCAGGGAGCUCUGACUUGGUUGGGGCCAGGACAGGGAGGGUUGAGAGGUUGGCAGGAGUCAGUUGUGGGAGUUCUGCAAGUGGCAGCACUACAGACCUGCAGCACCAGGUAAAGUCUGGCUGCUCCUUCCUCCCACCUAAAUAUCCCCCAAAAAAGCAAUUCCUUUGGAUUUAUCCAUGUGCUGCCUCAGCAGAUGCAUCCUAAAACUGCCUGUGGCUGCUCUUCCACCAACCAACCUCCCUGUGUGGUUUGAGGAGCCUUGGCUUGCAUGGCAGUUCUGUAUCAAAGGCAAUAAUCCUUUCCAUGGGCUUCUUAGGAGUGCACAGGUUUUAGUUGCGUUUUUCUCCUCACAUUUUGAAUGUGCCAUUGUACCACGGGCUUUAGUUUUGUUAUUUUUUUCCUCCCUUUAAACACAACUAAACCACCUCCUGGAACAGCUGCUCUCUGCUCAUCAGUGGGGAUUGCAGAUGCUGUCUGACCUGGGAGCAAGCCUAGGAGUUGUCCCCAAAAUAUAAAUUUGAACUUUUCUGGUCAUUUUAUGGGGUUUUUUUGAGUGUGCUUGGCAAGUGUGAAUGGUGAACAGGUCAGCAGGCAAGCUUGGGAGUCUAUAAUCCCCCGGCUGGUGCUGUUUGUGUUUGCUUUGUUAGGUUGGAUUUCCUGUCAGAAAAAAAAAAUUAAAUAAUGUGGACUUUUUUCUGUAUUUGUCAGCUUUUCCUGGUUUUAAAGCCAUGAAUAGAGGAAGCUUCACUCGUGCCAGUAUUUGUGAAAUUGCAUAUUUUUGCCUGCCAUGUACUUGGCUCAAAGCAGAUGCUGUCUGGGCUUUAUGAGCACCCCAAAACCUCAGCUGCUGUGGGUUGGAUCAGACCUCUCAAGUACCAACAUGAGAUCCAGUGAAUUUUGUUUCUAGAUUUCCCCAAAGUUAAUUCUGCAUCAACUGUGAGGUGCUCAAACCUCACUGUUCUAUAGCACUGUUUCUAUGCUAUAAAAACUAUAAGGAUUUGACCCAAAUUUUGUCAUUCCUGAUACAUUUUCUCGUGAAACUUAACAUGACUGAGCCCUUCAAUUGCUCAUCUCAUUUACACAUGACAACUUUGUAAUUGCAUUUUAAAGAAAAUAAGAGAAAAAACCCAACUAAACCAUCAAAAACCAUUAAAAAGUAAGUUUCAGAAUUAUUUAUCUUGGAAAAUCAAAUUUUCAAUGAGGUGCAAUGAGGAAUUACAUCUGGCAAAGCUCUGUGCUGUCCUGAAGACUGUUACCACUUGCUUUCUGUAAUUUGUUGAUGAAGUUUAGUAGAUUUGCUAGAUCUGUGUGUGUGUCCCUUGCUGUGUGUGUACACACGUGUGAUAGGAAAGGGGACAGUAUAUAGGCUGUCUGUAAAAGAUAAAAAGGCAGUAUUUGGCUGGAAAUAAUAAGCACAAUUUCCGUGGCUUUUGCAGUAUUUUAUUAGUUGAACAAUCACAAAGACUUCAACAUUUAGGGCAGUUGAUAAGUAAAGGUCCAGCCCUGGAUUUCUGUGCAGCAGAGUGGUUAACUUGAUCUUGGGAGGGUGAGAUAGAAAACAGAAUGUAUUGAUUAAAUCCUUUUUUUUUUUUUUUUUUUGCUUUAAUUUUGGUACAUUGCAAAUUUAACUGACUUUAUCUGCUAAGGUUUUUAAUCUUUUGUUUUAAUAGUAUCAAUUUUUUAAAAUUAUUUUUUAUAAAAUAACUGAAAAAAAAGAACCAAAAAUCAAUCCAGAAGCUUAAUAUUGUAAAUGUUCCCUCCAAUGAAAAUGUUUCUAUGACCAUUUAAAGUUUGCUUCUUUUUUUUUGAGAAAAAAAGAAAAAAGAUAUGAUGUUAAGGUUGUUCCAAGUGGUACUAAAUGUGUGUUGAGUAGUUUUGUGUGUGUGUUGCAUCUCUGUGGAACUGUCUCGUGCUUGCAGUAUAUAAAUGAUGUAGUGCUGGCUGGGGGAGAGUAGCACUUGUAAUGCAAAAACCAGACCCAGAAUUACUCUCAGCUGACUCUGAAGGGCAUCCCUGGCACUGUAGGAUUUCCCGUGGAGGUUGGAGGCAUCACUUGGCAGUGCUGGGGGGUCACAGGGGGGUGGAAUCAAUCCAUUGCUUCUCUCGCUGCCGUAGGUGAGCACUUGCAUGAUGCUGUGUGGCCACGCCACUUUAAACUAAGCCUUAACUAAAUGAUAAAUGUGUCAGAUUUCUCUCUCAGAGUAUGCAAAAAUACUGUUUAAUGACAGGAGGAUGUUCCUGUAGAGCUUCAGUGUUAGUAAAGGAAGUCUCCUGGCCUGAGAAAUAAGGGAUGCCUGUAGCUGUCUGUACUGUGAUGCCUCUUUGGGCGCUGGCUGUUGAGGCCUCUUGGGCCUUCCUCCAGCAGCUGACCCCAAACAGGCUUUCCCAAAUCCCAAGCUUUUUGUUGUCCUUGUUGUCAGACACAUUCUCCUCCCUCCCCCUGCCAGCAAAUCUCUGCCUGAAGGAGGAUUGUGAUUUAACACUUCAAAUUUUACAUCCCAAAAAAAGCCAUUCUUGAGUUCCGCGCUUGCUUCAGGUAGGUGCCACCGAUUCCAUUUCUUAUGACUGACAUAGGAUCCUUAAAACAUUUUAAAUAGAGGCAAAAAAAAGUGUUGGGGACCCAGCUUGCUUUUAUUUUAGUAUUUUUUUUUUCCAAUUUGGAUCUACCUCAUGUAACCAGUUGGGUGCUAAUUACUCAAAUUGUCAAGGAGAUUUGACAAAGGCGACCAAAUCGACCCCAACCAUGGCCCAAAACCUUGGGUUUCUUGUUCUGAGACAACAAUCUUGGAUUUGAGUUCUAUUCUUUGUGCCUUUGUGUUUUUUUUCCCCAGUGCACAACAAUCAAAACUCAUCUUGAUUAAAAACAGCAAAUGGAUUUUAACCAUGCCACAAAAAACUGAAUUUGAAAAUAUUUGUCGGUGUAGCAAGUUGUAAAAUAAAGUAUCACAGCUGACCUAGGCAAAGAGAAAUACCCAAUAAAGAAGGUUUUGGAAAUGUUUAAUCCUGACCCCAGAUCUCUACAUCUCUGUGUCUCUAUGUAUGCAUAUAGCACACGACUUUGUGUGUAUAUGUGUAUAUAUAUAAAUAUAAAAUGGAUACAUGUGUAAGGGUGAGGGAAUAAAACAUCAUUGACCUUUCCACAGUUUUGUAUGUAACAGUUUACAACAAUGUGUAACUUUUUUCUACUAUGUGAACCUUUUUUACUCAAAAAGAAUUCCUUUUCGGAAAGCUUUAAGUUGUGAUACGCUAUUAUUUUUUGAAGUUUAAUAAAUUUUUUUAAAAUCCACUUUUUACCAGUACCUACUACACAGGGGGACUCUUUGCUGUAAAACUGUAUUUAGUUUAAAUAUUAAAAGAAAAAAAAAAUCUAUAUAUGGGAUUGUAAAAGUGCUGACAUUCCAUCAUGGCAGGACUUCCAAGCUGUUUCCUAAGGCUUUCUGUUGCAGAGAGACUCGAACAAAAGGAAAAUGCCUCUGUUCAGUGUUUUUAUAAAACUGCUCCAUCAGGUCUAGACUUAAGCUAUAUUUUCUAAAGCCUAAUCAUCCUUUAAUAUGCUGCAGAUAAAUGAUCAGCAUGGUUGCACUUUCUCAGUAAUAAAGUUUGCCCUGCAAUUGGCUCAUGAUAAGAACUUUAGUUUUUUAACAAAACCAAUCGUACUUUGGGCAGAAGGUAAUAUUUAUAUAGGUACCUCAAGAUAAAAAAAAAAAAAAAAAAGAGCCUGAAUAUGCUGCAUUUUGUUUCUUUAACAUUUUUCAUGUAGCAUUUGUUUGGUUUUCUGGUUUUUUAGGAGAUGACUUAGCUACCUGUUUGCUUUGGGGGACCCCAGUAGCAUUUUAGGCCAUUGUAUUCCUUGGGUCUCACAGAAUGUAGUAUCCUGCCUUGGGAUCAUGCAGAAGUUUGGGAUGGGAUGUGCCCUGCGGUGUGUACACACAGGGAGGGGGACCAUGGGAAUUCGCUUUAUAGACUUCAGGAAAAGGAGGAAAAGGAUACUAUAUUCCUAAAACAGACAAUACAUGUUCCUAAUCUUAAUUCUGUUGUAUUUGGUUUUGCUCUUUCUGCUUUCUUGCCUCUUUUCUCAAAUACGAGUGUGGAAAGGGGCAGUUUUUUAAUGGGGACACAGUGACCUGCCCCAUUGGUGGGUGUUUUGGGGGUCAUUCCCCAAAUCCAUGGGUAAGAGCAGUGCCCCACGUUGGAGCAGGACUCUCCUGCUCUCUGCCCACUCCCUACUGCAGGUCCACCCUCUACUCCUUCAUUUCCGAGUCGGUGAAAAUCUAAAAAUGUGCAGAGAUGGGGAAUUUUUUGUUGAGAACUGUUGAAGGAAGCUUCAAAGGCUGUGAAAUUGAGCAUUUAUUGUCAUGUUUUUAAGCUUAGGUGGGUCCUUUUCCAAGUUUGUUUUACAGCUUGCAAGGUAAAAUAGUUUGCACUACUUUUGCAAUAAACUCAUGAAAAACCUAACAGGUUCUGUUCUGGUUUCUUACUGUAUGUAUACAACUAAUACUAAAGAUUUAGCAGAGUGUUUUUCACCUCAAAACAUAAGACUUGUAACAAGCUCAGAAUGCUGUAAUUCCUGACAAAAUAAUGAUGUGAAUGAUAUUUUAUAAAGUUAUUUUGUAUGGUGUCAAUUUUGUUUUGCCUCAUAGUAUGUCAAUAAAAUAAAAUUCCUCAUCUUUACAAGA
Corvus hawaiiensis (hawaiian crow) is the source of this 14402-nucleotide messenger RNA. It is a transcript of the gene AGO2, whose product is annotated as argonaute RISC catalytic component 2. The record is from RefSeq and is a predicted model, not a curated record. Gene Ontology annotation, biological process: regulatory ncRNA-mediated gene silencing; regulation of DNA-templated transcription. Gene Ontology annotation, cellular component: RISC complex. Lineage: Eukaryota; Metazoa; Chordata; Aves; Passeriformes; Corvidae. Gene Ontology annotation, molecular function: protein binding; RNA binding; endoribonuclease activity, cleaving siRNA-paired mRNA. Bases 217 to 2811 code for a protein of 864 amino acids. The transcript has 19 exons.